Molecule: messenger RNA, 996 nt
Organism: Toxotes jaculatrix (banded archerfish)
Lineage: Eukaryota; Metazoa; Chordata; Actinopteri; Toxotidae
Gene: or55e1
Product: odorant receptor, family 55, subfamily E, member 1
Exons: 1
Coding region: 1-996 (331 amino acids)
Biological process (GO): G protein-coupled receptor signaling pathway
Cellular component (GO): membrane
Molecular function (GO): G protein-coupled receptor activity; olfactory receptor activity
Source: RefSeq, a predicted model, not a curated record
AUGUUGGAGGGGUCGCUGGGCAGGAACUUCUCCCACAGCACCUUUGUGUUCAGAGGUUUCCCAGAGCUGCAGAAAUAUCGCCAGCUGCUGGCGCUGCCCUUUUCUGUCUCCUACUUGUCAGUGCUGCUGGGAAACUCUCUGCUGGUUCACGUCAUCCGCCGUGUGGAGAGUCUUCACAGCCCCAUGUACCUCCUCAUCUGCACACUCUGCAUCGUCGACAUCCUCGUAGUGACCGCCAUCAUCCCGAACAUGCUCCUCAGCCUCCUGUUCGACUGGGAUGAGAUCUCAUUGGCCGGCUGCUUGACUCAGAUGUUCUUCACUCACUUCCUGUCGUCAGUGGAGUCAACACUGCUGCUGGCAAUGGCGCUGGACCGCUACGUGGCCAUCUGCCAGCCACUACGCUACGCCGAAAUCAUCGACUCCUCCAUGUUCGUGAGGCUGCUGGUCUUCACUCUGGUACGCAGCGUGUCCAUCAUGGCAACGCUGGUCGGUUUGGCAGGUUCGCUGUGGUUCUGCAACUCCAAUGUGAUCCGGCACUGCUACUGCGACCACAUGGCCCUGGUCAGCCUGGCAUGUGACAGCACUGAGAAGAACAGUGCAGCAGGCCUCGCCGUGAUCAUCUGCUUUGUGGGCAUGGACAUAUCGCUCAUCUUCCUCUCCUACAUGAAGAUCCUGAGCGUCGUCUUGCGAGCAGCAGUGGCAGGUGAGGACCGCUGGAAGGCGUUUCACACCUGCGGCACUCACCUGAUCGUCAUGAUGUGUUUUUACUUGGUGGGCAGCAUCACCUUCCUCUCUCAUAACCUGAACAUCCCAAUACCGACGGAUGUCAACACCUUCAUGGGACUCAUGUACAUUCUGUUGCCAGCGACCGUCAACCCCAUCAUCUACGGUGUUCGGACUAAAGAAAUUCGAAACGGUUUUUUUAGGAUUUUUAAACUGAGAGCAAAGAAAAUAAUGUCGAUAAAGGUUUCUCCCUCUGGAAAAGGACAAAUGUGA